Molecule: messenger RNA, 1716 nt
Organism: Gigantopelta aegis
Lineage: Eukaryota; Metazoa; Mollusca; Gastropoda; Neomphalida; Peltospiridae
Exons: 2
Coding region: 348-1229 (293 amino acids)
Source: RefSeq, a predicted model, not a curated record
UAUUUACUAGCAUUAAUUGCAGCUGUAGUAAGGCAGAAAGAAUUAGUGGUACAUGAAAAUAUUUCCAGGUAAAUGUUUGUAUUGUAUAUUAAUCAUCGUCUAUUGGAUGUCAAACCUUUUCGUAAUUGUGACGUAGGCUUCAAAGGAAACCCGCUACAUUGUUUAUAAAGGAAACGUUUAUUUUGUUUAACGAAUCACUUGAAACCAUUUAGUAAUUAACUCGUCAUCGACCAUUGGAUAUCAAACCUUUGGUAAUUGCAACGUAGACUUCAAAGGAAGCCCGCUACAUCGUUAAUAAAAUAAAACUAAGGCAAGCUGUGGACAGCUUUGAGUCAGAGAUUCUCAGAAUGCAUCCGAAUCUGCAACAAGAAUGUGUUCCUCUUCUUAAGAUCGUCGUCUGGGUUGGCGUCUUUGGCAACUGCUUGGCGGUUUCUCUGUUGCUACGUAAGAGACAACUUCCAUCAGCUGCAUGUAUCAUACUUCUUUCAAUACUGGAUUGCGUGAUCCUCGUAAAGCUGUUUUUACGACUGCAGAACCAGUUUCCACCAACACGCGAGCUGUGCACACUGAUGGUGAUAUCGUCAGACCAGUCCAGCGUGUGCAAAAUGGCCGCUUUGAUCAUGGAAAGGUUGCUGCUCCAGUCAUCAGUUGACAGGACAGUCAGUGAGCCACGUGUUGGAAAGAUUCCUGGCAAAUGGAUGCCAUUGUUUAUCACAGUGUGUGCACUUUCCCCAGUCGUCCUUCUUGUGUACGUCUCACAGAGUCUGGAGCUAGGCAGCGAAUGGCGACUGCUGCUAAAGAUUCUUGAAAUCCUGCUACUGCUCGUCGUACCCUUAGCUGGGAUGGCGUACUUGGUUAUCAGCAUUCGUCGGUUUCUAAAGAAGAUGGUGCAGGCGACUUCAGGCUAUCUCAUCACUCAGAGCGUCCUGGACAAUGACUUUAAAGCUGACAGACAAUUCACCACAUAUCUCAUUUCCAUAGCCAUGGUGUCUUUCGUUACAUACCCGAUAUAUGCAACAGUCAUAGUAGCUGAUUACAUGUUUCCUGGACUAUCGGGACAUGCAAUUGGUAUUGUAACAUCUUUGACAAUUAUCGUGCAGUGCGGGGUCAAUGUAUGUCUACAACUGGUGCACACAAACCCUUUACCAUGCAGUUCCUCUGGAUCAGGUUUUUUUUUAAAGAUCAAAGCAAAAAUAAGGCCUGUUGGCGAUCUUAAAGUGGCCGAAUGAUGAACGGGGUUAGAUGUUAGGAAUUAGUGUGAGAUGUGAUAAUCAGCGCUGCCUCUAAAAUAAACCAGAAAUAAUGAUCCCAUUAAUGCCAUUGUACUCGUUACAAAACACGUAAUAUUUAAGUCAUUUUAAUGCAUAUGUACCCAGUUUGAAAUGGAUCCAAAAAGAGUUGACUGAGUACUAUUAUGUUACAAAAGCAGCGGCUUUUUCCGCGUGCAACUAUGAUAAAUUCACCAAAUGUUGGUCAAUUUGUCACAAUAUAUUUAAAACCUAGACUGUGUUUCUUCUCUUCAUUUUUGAUACUUAUUAUGUCCUUAAUCUCCUUUUGAAUUUUUCAUAAAUGUAUGUCUGAUUAUUAGUCACAUAUAUUUGAUCUUAGCUAAAUAUCUCCUUGACUACUUCGUUGUUUUUUUCAUGUGGAUCUUUUUAUCAUAUGUACUGUAUGCAUCUGUAAAAAUGGGAAUAAAAAAAAAAUAAAAAAUAAAAA